Messenger RNA from Cryptosporidium ubiquitum, 966 nucleotides. RefSeq lists its product as uncharacterized. Gene Ontology annotation, molecular function: SNARE binding; SNAP receptor activity. The transcript has a single exon. Gene Ontology annotation, biological process: exocytosis; vesicle fusion; intracellular protein transport. Lineage: Eukaryota; Apicomplexa; Conoidasida; Eucoccidiorida; Cryptosporidiidae. Gene Ontology annotation, cellular component: endomembrane system; SNARE complex; plasma membrane. The coding region runs from base 1 to 966 and encodes 321 amino acids. The record is from RefSeq and is a predicted model, not a curated record.
AUGAUUGACCUACUUUAUGAUCUUAGGAAGUAUGCAGUUGCAAAGCACCCAGAAUUCCUCACAGCAAUUAGCGAUGCUGAAAAGGGUGCUCUUCAGUUAGGUGUGGACCAAGGUGUGCUUGAGCAAAAUGGCAGCUUAAAAGACGAUGAGGAAAUGUCCAGUUAUUACAGCGAGAUUCGUUCGAUUGGCGUUUCUCUUGGCUAUAUAAACAAGAUGAUUGAUGAAAUCAGGAUUAAUAAGCAACGUGCAUUGCUAACUACAAGCUCAAGUGAGGACGAAGAGAUAUCUGAGAAUCUGUCUAAGAUUCUGGAUGAGACACAUGAAAGGACUCUGGAGUUAAAGAAUAAUAUAGAAUAUUUAAGGGCUCAAAAUGAAAAUCUUAAAAAGAAGGCCAGUAAAAAAGAAGCAGCUGAAAUUAUGAUUAGAGAAAAUUUGCUUCAGACUAUCUCGAAGAGAUUUAGGGAAACUAUAUCCGAAUUUCAGGCAGUACAGUCUGAAUACAAAGCUGAGAUGAGAAAUAAGAUUUUUAGACAAAUAAAAAUAGUCUAUCCAGAUGUCACACAAAAUACUAUUGAAUUGAUUGCUGAAGAAGAAGGCAAGAUAACUACAACACAACUAAUAAAAAUGAAAUUGAGUGGAUCACAUGAAACUAUCGGAAAUGCAAUAACUGAUUUACAAGAUAGAUAUAGAGAUAUUAGAAGGCUCGAGAAGAGUGUUGAAGAGUUACAGCAGUUAUUUAUUGAGUUGGCAUCGUUAAUUAAUGAGCAGGGUGAAAUGUUGGACCACAUCGAGUUCUCUGUCUCUACUGCUAGGGAUUACACUGAAAAAGCGGACAUAGAGUUAAUUUCGGCCAGAAAAUAUCAAAAGAGAACCCAAAAGAAGAUGCUGUGGAUUAUUUUGUGUAUAUUUAUACUGAUCUUCGUUGUUAUGCUACCUAUAAUCAUCGGGGUUUCAUUAGAAAGUUGA